AUGGCUACAAUCCGUAACGUUAAACAACCGCAUGUCGUCCAGGUCAAGGAGAAUCCACAGGAUCUCUUCUUCCUGAAUGUCACACUCGACAUCUUCUACCGCCUGGCUCGUCUCGAUGUCGUGAACCACCGCAGUAGCUAUCCCCAACUCCAUCUCGCUGCCUUCUACGGAUGGGUCGAUAUCAUUGUCAAACUGCUCAGCUUGGGCAGCAACCCUGAUGUCCAAGACUGGAAGGGGACAACCGCAUUGCAUGUUGCCUGCGCGUCUGUGGAGGUAGCCUCGACGGAAGUUGUUCAGGUUCUGAUGAAUAAGGGUGCUGAUCCGAACCUCAAGGUCGAAGCUACAGGCUUUGCUCCUAUACAUCACCUCAUCGGGGCAUGCUGCAAUGCGGCUGAGCCUUGGGACUGCAAUGGAAAGAUGGAGACACUUCUGGACGGAGGAGCUGACAUCAAUAUACGGGAUAAACAUGGCCGGACCCCUAUCCAUAUCGCGUCUUGUAUCACCUGGGACAAUAGCGCCUUUGAUCUUCUUCACCAAAGAGGUGCAAGACUUGACCUUCUCGACGAUAUGGAGAGAUCUAUCUUGCAUUACGCGGCGAUAUACGGAGACCUGGAUCACAUCGAAUACCUACGCGAGCAUCGCCCUACAGGACUGGACCCAGAGGGUAAAGACGUCAACAACCAAACGCCAAUGGAUUUGAUGAAGAAGUGA
Molecule: messenger RNA, 711 nt
Organism: Fusarium odoratissimum NRRL 54006
Lineage: Eukaryota; Fungi; Ascomycota; Sordariomycetes; Hypocreales; Nectriaceae
Exons: 3
Coding region: 1-711 (236 amino acids)
Biological process (GO): protein localization to ciliary inversin compartment
Cellular component (GO): ciliary inversin compartment
Molecular function (GO): protein binding
Source: RefSeq, a predicted model, not a curated record